Molecule: messenger RNA, 939 nt
Organism: Chrysemys picta bellii (western painted turtle)
Lineage: Eukaryota; Metazoa; Chordata; Testudines; Emydidae
Gene: TIFA
Product: TRAF interacting protein with forkhead associated domain
Biological process (GO): canonical NF-kappaB signal transduction
Molecular function (GO): protein binding
Source: RefSeq, a predicted model, not a curated record
GGAAAAUCCUGUCCCGUGGCAGCUCCGCACAGACAGACUCCAGCGCUAACGCCGAGCCUGGAGAGGAACAGGCUCCGGGCGCGGGAGAGGCUCAUUUAGCUCCCCCGACACCCCGCUGGGAUCUCCCUCGCUGCGCUCUGGGUCCCCCGGCAGAGUUCUGAGAAGGAUCAUCAUCAUGAGUUCCAUGGAAGAAGUGGAAACUGAAGAGACAGUAACUUGUCUCCAUAUAACUUUGUACCAUCCUUGCCAAGAAGAAAAGCAGGUGUUUCGCAGCUUAAAAUUCCACAAGCGAGAGCGGCGCAGGGUAGAUGAAGUGGCAAAGUUUGGCCGAGAUUCUAACAUCUGCCAUUAUAAUUUAAUGGAUACCCGUGUUUCCCGGGUUCAGUUUACCCUGCAGUUUUUCAGGCAACUCAACAGCUCAGAACUUGGUUUUGAGAUAAAGAACAUGAGCAAAAAAACCAAACUGAUUGUGGACAAUGUGGAACUGGACUACCUAAACAAAAUUGACCUGCCAUGGAAAUGCAUCAUUCGCUUUGGAGACUACCAACUCUUAAUGCAAAGACAAGAUGGGGAAUCAGUGGAUUAUUUUGAGACUUGCUUUGAGUUGGCCCAAGCUUCACUUUUGCAAGAGAGACACCUGCCUUUACUGCAGCCCAUACCUGAGUGUGGCAUUUCUCCUUCUUUGGUCUAUUCCCAAGGAGUAAGACCAAUAGAGGUGGAUGAAAAUGAUUUGUGAUAGAAGGGAGAAGGUUGCUUUCAACAGUGUCCAAUACCUAAUUCAGUAUGACUUCAGAGGAUCAAAUCUUAUCUCCUCAGUGCACUGCAUUUGUUUUGCUUUCCAUAGUUGCCACUGUUGUGUUAUGUAUUCUUCCUCUGUUGCACACACUGUUUAAACAUAUCAGAACGUACUUAUUUACAAAUGUCAUUAGACCUGCAUCA